AUGGCGAACCCACGAGCUGAGGCCGGUGCUUUGGGUGACGCCCUGUUGGGCGCUGCAAUUGCCCCCUCGGUUCCAGCAACUACCUCGACAACCUCGUCUCCCGCACCGCCUCUGGAUCCUGCACUGCCUCUUGUGCGUGCACCUGCACCACGGUUGUCGGCGACUCCGGAGCUCGGCGCGGCGCCAGCCUCGAUCCCGCCCCCUGCAAUUACUGAAGUUGUUGAUCCGACGACAUCCGUGCAUGCCGUGGCGUCCGCUUUCACCACCGUAGACUCAGCUCCUUCUACGCCGUCUGGCCUCACUGGGGAUGCUGCUGCUUUGGCGCUGCUGUUGGGGUCCGCGUCUGCCAAGGCCAUGGACACUGCUGCGGACGGCGCGCCCCUGGGGGAGCUCUCGACCUCCGUGGGCGCCGCUUCUUCGACGCCGGCCUCCUUCACUUGUGCCGUUGGAGAGGUUGUUGCCGCGGCGCCCGACUCGACCAUCGUAGGUGCUGCCCCUGCCUCUGGGGCGCCUGCAAUCACCUCCUUGGCCGCGAACGCAUCUCCGGAUUCUACUCCACCUGUGAUCACUUCUGCUGCUGGUUCAGCCCAGUUGAUGGCUGCGACCACUGCCAGCGUGGACGCACCUUCUGUGGCUGUGGUAGGCGUUUCUCCAGUUCCUCCUGCGAUCACCGUUGAGGACGCGUCUCCGGAAAUUUCACUACCGUUUGACGCUCCUCCGGCGACUGCAGAGCUCACUGUUGAGAUCCUGCCUCCGGUCCACCCAUCUGUUACGACGGAGACCUCUGCUGAUCCUCCAGCAUUCCCUCAUCGCAUGCUCCCAGACAACUUGAUCGUCUACAGUCGUACUCCAAGAAGAAGAGUCGAAACCACUCCUGCUGCUGAGUUCAUCCCGGCAGUCCAGAAGAGAAGAAAAAAGACACAGGGGCCUGUGACCAUGCCUCGACGCAGCCGCAGGUUGGCAAAUUUGCCUCCUGAAACUGAUCGUGCCGUGGCCUCCACGGUCUGCAGAAAGCUAGGUCUAACCACCAAGGAAGGAAGAAUCUCUGAUGAAUGUCUCGACUGGUACGUCAAGUCCUACAACAACCUGCUGGGCCGUGAUGAUGUAGCUGCCCUCUCUGCACUGUUUGGCUGGGCAGUACCAACUGAAGAGCAGUUUGAUGCUGUGACCGCUGUAGCAGUGGUCUGA
This is a messenger RNA of Panicum virgatum (switchgrass), 1188 nucleotides long. Its product is annotated as mucin-2-like. Bases 1 to 1188 code for a protein of 395 amino acids. NCBI's taxonomy places the organism in Eukaryota, Viridiplantae, Streptophyta, Magnoliopsida, Poales, Poaceae. The record is from RefSeq and is a predicted model, not a curated record. The transcript has a single exon.